ACGUGACCGUGACCGAGACGUCGGGAUAGGAAAGAAAACAGGAAGCUGUUUAGAGUCGCAAAGCGGUAGCGUGUUGAAUUUAGAGUGUAUACGAUAUGGAUGUGUUAACAAAAUUUACAUUUGUAAUAGCAUGCUGGGCUGUUAUAUUCAUUACCGUUGCUGACUGCUCGAAUGAUCCAUCAGAGAUGAGUGGCGACAGUGCACGAAAGCUGCCAUCAGUAGUCAUCCCUGUAUCGCAGGCGAGCACUUUGGGAUCCUUCUACUCUCUCAGUCUUUCAUCUUUAUUUCCAGAGGACUUGAACGAGUAUUGUAUUGAACUGCUUAGCAUCUACCGUCAGCGUUACGUGACUUACGCGAACUGCCUGGUGACUUAUGCGCGACCUGUCAAAAUCUGUCAGAACUGUUACACUGACUUCAACAGUCUGGCGGACAUUUAUAAAAACAUAUCAUCUGACCACCCUGGCCCUGGGAAUGUCAGUUGCCAUGACAGCCUGAUGCGUUCGGAUAGGUUGAUGCUGCUCUAUGCCCUCUUCAACCAAUUAGAUGAGAUCUGGAGAUCAGCAGCAUGCAAGCAAUGCCUGACUAAAGAACAAGAGGCUCUUUCAAAUGAUACGGUUUACUUCAUGGCCACUCUGAAUCAGUCACUCUCCUGUUUUGAACAGUAUCAGAAGAACCACUCUGAACUGUGUAAGGACUGCAAAGCCUCGUACAAAAAGUUGAAAGCGCUCUAUGGUAGAAUGGACAAAAACCAAACACUCUGCAUUGAUUUAGAAGACGCAAUGAAUAUAACGCAGCAGCUGUGGAGUAAAAACUUUAGUUGCCUGUUACCUCGGGAGGAGACGGUGCCUGUCAUCGCAGUGUCCAGCUUCAUGCUCUUCCUCCCCAUCAUCUUCUACUUAAGCAGCUUCCUGCACUCAGAACAAAAGAAACGCAAGCUUAUACACCCCAAAAGAGCCAAGUCCAGCAAUAGCCUAAUGAACAUCCAAGACAAAUUCAACUGAGUGGAGAUGAGGCGAGGAGGGGAAGAGAGGGCACUGAAUCUUUGGUUCACCUCAACAGACACUUUCAGCAUGGAUGGGUAGGAUUCACGUCUUCUCCUGGACCCCAAGCACAUCCUGGUUCAAAGACUUUAUGAUGCUCUACAGAUGCUGUGAUCACAGUCUAUUUAAAUCAGUUUCUUUUUGCACUAUUUGUCAUUUGCACUAUUUAUAUAAAUACGGCAAUUGCAAGGUUUACUGUUUUUUUUUUUCAUUUCUUUUCUUUCUUUUUUUCUUUUUUUUUUUUUUUUUUUGCUUAGCGUUGAAAAAUAAGAUGGUUCUACAGUUUUCACAGAGGAUCAGUGAUGAUUUCAAUAAUUAUGAUGGAUGUAAGUAUUACAUUAUUGUAUUUUAGGCAUGAAAGACAUAUGAUACCGAAAGAGGGAGAUUUAUCUUUUACAUCAGACUGGUUAUGCUGUAUUUUUACUGCACCAAGGGACCAUGUUACGUUUUAUAUUUUAGAAUUUCCUAGGUAAUAACAAAUGGUUACACACACACACACACAGAGACACACUACAUGGCAAUGGUACCACUUCUAAAAGCACUUCAUGUGCAUUAGAGAAAGAUCUUGUAACAAAUACUUUAUUCAGGGUCAGAGGUGUAUGCAGUGAGUAGAGUAGAAAAGUAAAGGAUGGAAGAGGCAACAUGCAGGCUUUUUAGAUGUUCCAUGUUUCUUUUUUUACUUCACUUUUUGUUUUACAAUGGAUUUGCCAUAGUCUACCCUCAUUGUGUGGAUAUAUACCCUACUGUCAGAUAUUUGAUGAUCACACACCAGUUAUUCUGAAAGGAAUAGAAAAGUUUAAUUAAUAGUGAUACAUCAGAGAGAUCUUUUCUUUUCUGUACUCAGAUGUUGACCAUAGCAUUAUCUAAAUUAAAGUGUUAUUUUGUUUACUCUGAAUGCAGUUAGGUUUAUUUAUAGAAUCUUUGCAUACUUCUAUAGUUGUGAAAUAAUUUUCAAUUCAAUAGCUUCCUCAUACCUUUAUUAAAAUGUUAAUUUUGCUUCACUCUUAAAGCCUUCCUUAGUGCAGUUGACAGGCUCUUUGUUUUCAGGGCUAUGUGGACUUUUCCAUGGACUGCUAAGCGCCCGUUUCCCCAGUCAUUAGCAGCUAAUCUAAAUGUAGGAUAAAGUUACUUGGCCGAAUAAUUGUAACAACACAUCCCUUUAAGCUGCAUUGGCUUUUUGGUCUUAUGGAGCCAAGCCAUUGCCUAUCACACUGCCUGUUAAGCGCAUUUUGUUUGAUUUAACCUAUCAUAUGAUCAUACAGGAAGAUAUGGGGGAAAAAUAGCCUUUUCAUUUGUGGCUCAUGAGUGCAAUGUCUUAAUAAGAAUGACAGCUUUCCUCCCUGCAAUGCCAGAUCCAUUGGUAAAAGUCAUCACUCUAGCCCUGAAAGCCAAAUGUAGCAACCAAGCAAAUUUUACGGCCACGUGUUCAAGGAACUGACGCAAAACCUGAAAUACUUUUUGAGAUGUGUGGCUCGAGCCUUACUUUACCUGACAUGAACCUUAGAGAGAAUGAGGGGAAACUGGUGGGGGAUAUGAGAUUAUCCCGCAUCACGUUUUGCCCUGGUAAGAAUCAGAGCAGUGACUUUGGACCUUAAGCAGUGAGCCCAUUACGAAAUAUCCCUGAGCCUGAAAGUCAGCAGGGACUGAUCCAACAAACCUUUAAAGUAGCUGCUCCAUUGUUUAAAUGUUGCCAUUAGGAUUUUGAAUGGACUGUCAUUAUAAAUGAAAAAAAAAAAAAAUGUAUGUGUUGAUUAAAGAUUGCUUUGUGCUCUUUUAGAAGAACUUGCAUACUAACAAAAAGUCUGAUUGUAUUUUGACAUUUUGUAAGACUGUAAUUUUAUUAAGAAUAAUAAAGAUAAUUGAUUCUGAAA
This is a messenger RNA of Carassius gibelio (silver crucian carp), 2911 nucleotides long. It is a transcript of the gene ostm1, whose product is annotated as osteoclastogenesis associated transmembrane protein 1. The coding region runs from base 96 to 1001 and encodes 301 amino acids. NCBI's taxonomy places the organism in Eukaryota, Metazoa, Chordata, Actinopteri, Cypriniformes, Cyprinidae. The transcript has 6 exons. Gene Ontology annotation, cellular component: cytosol. The record is from RefSeq and is a predicted model, not a curated record.